Molecule: messenger RNA, 777 nt
Organism: Penicillium alfredii
Lineage: Eukaryota; Fungi; Ascomycota; Eurotiomycetes; Eurotiales; Aspergillaceae
Exons: 3
Coding region: 1-777 (258 amino acids)
Source: RefSeq, a predicted model, not a curated record
AUGCGUCUCACGUCAAUCGUCGCUCUUCUCCCUGCCCUGGCCCUGGCCCAGGAACAGGCACCCCUCGCCGACCGUGUGCAGGGCUGGUUCAACAAGGCCAAGGAGUACCUGCCGACUGCUGCCCCUGCCGCCCCUAUUGAGAAGAUGGCGGAGAAGGUCACCGAGAAGCGCGUCACCCAGCUCAACCUGGGUAACUGGCAAUCCAUCCUGACCCCUGGUGACAAGCAGCAGGAUUGGUUUGUCUUUGUGACCGGUGGCAACAAGACCUGCUUUGGCCGCUGCGAGCGAGCUGACAAGGCCUUUACUGAAUCCGUGCUGCUGUUCUCGGCUGACCCGACUGCUCCCAACCUGGGUCGCCUGGACUGCGAGUCCAACCCGGUUCUGUGCGCCAUCUGGUCGUCUGGUGCUCCCACGGUCUACCACUACCAGGUGCCUCAGGCGCAGCUCGGCGAAGAGCGUCCCCCGACUCCUCUCCAUAUUGUCUACUUGAACUCCACCACCAUCACCCCGGAGCAGAUCUACCAGAUCCACUCCAAGAAGCUCUGGGAGAAGGUUCCAGUCUACGAGGGUGUCCUGCACCCGACUGAUGGCUGGCUGGCUAAGUACAACCUGAACGUCCCUGUGGGCUACGGCAUCUGGGCCCUGAGUUCCAUCCCCAGCUGGCUGUUCAUGGUCCUUAUCAGCUUCUUCAGCCGCACCGUGAUGAGCCGCCGCAUGGGCAACGUUGGAGCUGCCCCGCAAGGCCGCCCUGCUGCUGCCACCGGCAGUGCGAACUAG